GAGCAACGAGCAGCACGUCUUGGAAGAAGAGUUGCAGGAUACAGAAUACCGCUAACUUCUAAGAUCAACCCACCAAGACACCAAGAGCAAGGGACUUUCGUUACCCAAUCGUUCGGGAACCUCUUCCCGUUUCCCAUCAACGAUGUAAAGGAGUUGGUGGUGGUGGAUAUUGUUUUAACUCCUGUAAUCCUUCAAACUGGACCGCUAACGUUAGUCAAUGAUCGGUUAGUUUGUGUUAUUUGGCCGACGAGUGCCGCGCUACGAUGUUACGAGUUCAACGGUAUAAAGGAAGAAAAGAUAUGAAAACUCGGAUGUAUUGAUAUAUAUCUGAAUGGAACAUAUUACUGUUAUUUGAAGUACAUCGCUUUGGAUACCAAUACGUGUGUGGAGUACAUUUUCACGGCGGAAAUAACCGCAUCUAGUUAUCCGGCCAAAAAAAAUGUCGUUUUUCAAUUUUCGGAAGAUCUUUAAAUUGGGGCCGGACAAAAAGAAGAAGCAGUAUGAACAUGUGCACAGAGACGAGGACCCGGAGGAGAUCUGGGAGAUCAUCGGGGAACUGGGAGAUGGGGCGUUUGGGAAAGUGUUCAAGGCCCAGAACAAGCUGAACGGGACCCUGGCAGCAGCCAAGGUGAUCGACACCAAAUCAGAAGAGGAGUUGGAAGAUUACAUGGUGGAGAUCGACAUCCUGGCCUCCUGCGACCACCACUACAUCGUUAAACUGCUGGACGCCUUCUUCUUUGAAGGGAAGCUAUGGAUUCUGAUCGAGUUCUGUGCGGGCGGUGCAGUGGAUGCCAUUAUGCUCGAGCUGGAGAGGCCCCUGACGGAGCCCCAGAUCCGGGUGGUGUGCCGGCAGACACUGGAGGCCCUGGCUUACCUCCACGACAACAAGGUCAUCCACCGGGACCUGAAGGCCGGCAACAUCCUCCUCUCCGCAUCCGGCGAUGUGAAACUGGCUGACUUCGGAGUUUCGGCUAAAAAUACCAAGACGUUGCAGAGGAGAGAUACAUUCAUCGGGACGCCCUAUUGGAUGGCCCCCGAGGUGGUGAUGUGCGAGACCUCCAAGGACCGGCCCUACGACUUCAAGGCCGACAUCUGGUCCCUGGGGGUGACGCUGAUAGAGCUGGCGCAGAUCGAGCCCCCCAACCACGAGAUGAACCCCAUGAGGGUCCUGCUGAAGAUAGCCAAGUCGGAGCCCCCGACCCUCAUGCAGCCCUCUCGAUGGUCUCCAGAGUUCCGUGACUUUCUGAGGAAGGCGUUGGAUAAGAAUGUUGACCAAAGGUGGGGCACAGCCCAGCUGCUGCAGCACCCUUUCGUGUCCAGCGUAGCGGAAAACCGGCCUUUAAGAGAGCUCGUUGCCGAGGCCAAAGCUGAAGUCUACGAGGAGAUUGAGGAGGCGAAAGAAGAGGAGGAUGAAGAGGAGGCAGAGGUCCCUCCACAGGACGCUGGGCACAAGCGGCUGCCGUCGGACGUCAGCGCCGCCAGCUCGGAGGACGAGAAGGUUCCUCCGCCGGCCGCCUCCGUACUGGAGCCUGUGGCCGAGCGGGCCGAGGCCCCGCCCUCCGCCGUCGCCGCGGACGACGACGACGGCGGCAGCGGGAAGCUCUCCGACGAGGGGCUGGGCACCAGCAAGUUCGACAAGGACGAGGAGGAGGAGAAAAAAAAACCCGAGGCGUCGGACGCGAGCCGGGGAGACGACCCCGUCGAGAAGGUCCCGGUCUCAACGGAGCUCCCGGAGGCCGGGUCAGACCAGGGCGCUGUGACCCUACCCCAAGAGUCGUCGGACACAACAACAUCAACAACAGAAGACGAAGGACAGGAACCGGUGACUGUGAGCCAAGAAACCGGGGAGGAAGAGAGGGAGCCACAAGAGAAGGAGGCCGAGGGGCAGCCGCCUCCAGAACCAAUCAGCGAAGCGACCAGCGAGGUAAAAGAACAAGACGGAGUACCAAAUGCUGGCCCUCUGCCUGCAGUAACCACAGAGUCUGCAGGGAAACCAGAACAACCAGCCCUUGUGUUAGAGGAAGAGAACAAAAGCCCUGCAGAGGAAGUGCUGCGACAGGAAGCAGAAGAGGAGAGAAAACCGCACCGAGCCGACGAGGGCGACAAACAGGAAAACGAAGAACCAAACCGAGAGUCGAGCGUUAUCGGCGAGGACGGAAACGGCGCCGCCGCCGAAGCGAAGCUCAGCACGGACGAGGUUGUGUCUGUUGAGGCAGCAGAGGAGACUCAGACCAAAGAGGAGAACGCACCGGAAGCAGAAGAGUCUAAAAGCCAAAUCAAUGAAGAAGCCAAAUCCACCCCGAACGGCCCCGAGCCUUCAUACGCCUCGAUGCCGGUACCGGCCGUCCUGGGCGGGGAAGGGACGGCGGCGUCUACCAACGAAGAAGAAAGAGGAGGAGAAGGCGUCGUCUCGGUACCGGACAGCGAGGCCGAGUCGGACAGCAAGCGGUCGGAGCAGGGCAGCCCGUCGAUCCGGACGGACGCGGGGAAGGACUCUGACUCUGGGAGCAGCUCGGCGGCGGACAGCAGCAGCAUGGACAUCAACCUGUCCAUCUCCAGCUUCCUGUCCAAGAGCAAAGAGGGAGGCUCCAUCUCUAUACAGGACUCGAAGCGGCAGAACAAGACGAUGAAGAAGACGCGUAGGUUCAUGGUGGACGGCGUGGAGGUGAGCGUGACCACGUCCAAGAUCGUCACGGACAACGACGCCAAGAGCGAGGAGAUGAGGUUCCUCAGGCGCCAGGAGCUGCGGGAGCUGCGGCUGCUGCAGAAGGAGGAGAAGCGGGCCCAGCUGCAGCUCACCAACAAGCUGCAGCAGCAGAGGGAGCAGAUCCACCGCCGCUUCGAGCAGGAGACCACCGGUAAGAAGCGGCAGUACGACCAGGAGCUGGAGAACCUGGAGAGGAAGCAGAAGCAGACGAUCGAGCGGCUGGAGCAGGACCACACCAACCGGCUCCGGGACGAGGCCCGGCGCAUCAAGGCCGACCAGGACAAGGAGCUGUCCAAGUUCCAGAACAUGAUGAAGAACCGCAAGAAGGAGGUGAAGCAGGAAGUGGGCCAGUCGCCCAAACACUUGAGAAAAGAGCUUAUGAGACGCUUAAAGGAGGACCUGUCGCUGGUUAAAAGCGCAGAGGAGCAGGAGUUCCUCCAGAAGCAGCAGCAGGAGUUGGACGGAGCGCUGAAGAAGAUCAUCCAGCAGCACAAGAUGGAGAUCGCCACCAUCGAGCGAGACUGCCUCAACCACAAGCAGCAGCUCAUGAGAGCUCGGGAGGCGGCCAUGUGGGAGCUGGAAGAGCGGCAACUCCAGGAGAAACACCAGCAGCUCAAGCAGCAGCUGAAGGACCAGUACUUCAUGCAGAGACACCAGCUGCUGAGGCGACACGAGAAGGAGAUGGAGCAGAUGCUUCGCUACAACCAGCGGCUGAUCGAGGAGAUGAAGAACCGGCAGACGCAGGAGCGCGGCCGCAUGCCCAAGAUCCAGCGCAGCGAGGCCAAGACGCGCAUGGCCAUGUUCAAGAAGAGCCUGCGCAUCACGGCCAGCGCCGGGCCCCCGGAGCAGGAGCGAGAGCGCAUCAAACAGUUUGCGGCUCAGGAGGAGAAGAGGCAGAAGAGCGAGAAGAUGAACCAGCACCAGAAACACGAGAACCAGAUGAGGGACCUCCAGUUGCAGUGUGACUGCAACAUCAGGGAGCUGCAGCAGCUACAGAACGAGAAGUGUCACCUGCUGAUCGAGCACGAGACCCAGAAGCUGAAGGAGCUGGACGAGGAGCACGUCCAGGAGAUCAGGGAGUGGCGGGAGAGGCUGAGGCCCAGGAAGAAGGCACUGGAAGAGGAGUUCACCCGCAAGCUGCAAGAGCAGGAGGUGUUCUUCAGGAUGAGCGGAGAGUCUGAAUGCCUUAACCCCACCACCCAGAGCCGGGUUUCCAAGUUCUACCCCAUCCCCAACAUGCAUAACUCUGGCUCAUAGUCCACGAGACAAACGGCAUGUCUAGCUACUCAACCACUGUGGCUGUGCUCACAGGCUCCUUCUAGUGGCGCCGGACCCCAUUUUAUUAUUUUCUGACCGUUACUGAUGAAAUGGCAUGUGAUUACUACACUGCACUCUUUCAUUUUUUUCCUCCACCAUUUGCAAUUGUGACAUGCCUGACCACACAGACUUUCACACACAUACACACGUAUAAACACACACACACACAUUACAACACACACGUGCACAUAUACAAUCACACGCACACACACAUUGUGCCACUGGUUUCCUGGCAUUGGGAAAUGUUGUACAAAGGACAAUCCUUGCUUUCUGAUAGCUUGAUGGCAGAAGGCAAAUCGCAUUGUUCUAAUGAUUUGUAAGCACAGCCUCUUAUUGUAUUGAUAAUCUUCAGUGCCUGAUAAGUUACAACUAUUAUUUAGGUUUUGUUUAGGCUCUUCCAAGGUUACAUGCUGAAUGUCUGGCAGGUCUUGCAGUGCCUACCGUGUAUGUAAACGUUGAUAUACAACAAACAUCUCCAUAUGUAGGGAUAAUGUAUCAUGCCUUAUUCCAACCGUAUGUGGCCUGGGAAAGGGAAGCUUGGGCACCCACGACCCAACCCCCGGAUAAGCGGUUUGAAGAUGAGGAUGAGGCCUUAUUCCAACCGUAUGUUUCUUUCAAUCUGGGAAUCCACUGUUCUGGUGUUGGGGGGGGGGG
Gadus chalcogrammus (walleye pollock) is the source of this 4678-nucleotide messenger RNA. RefSeq names its product STE20-like kinase a (gene slka). The coding region runs from base 440 to 3964 and encodes 1174 amino acids. The record is from RefSeq and is a predicted model, not a curated record. Gene Ontology annotation, biological process: protein phosphorylation. NCBI's taxonomy places the organism in Eukaryota, Metazoa, Chordata, Actinopteri, Gadiformes, Gadidae. Gene Ontology annotation, molecular function: protein serine/threonine kinase activity; ATP binding. The transcript is spliced from 19 exons.